GAUGGCGGAGAGUGCGGAACUGAAGCAGAUGGUGAUGAGCCUGCGGGUGUCGGAGCUGCAGGUGCUGCUGGGAUACGCCGGCCGCAACAAGCACGGCCGCAAGCACGAGCUGCUGAGCAAGGCACUGCAGCUGCUGAAGGCGGGCUGCAGCCCCGCCGUGCACAUGAAGAUCAAGGAGCUGUACCGGCGCCGCUUCCCGGCCAAGAUGGCGUCGCGCGCGGAGCCGGCGCCGCCCGGGCCGCACCACCCGGCGGCGUCGGCGGGCGGCGGCGGCGGCGCGGCGCUGCCCGCCGGCCUGACGCAGCUGGCGUACGAAGGCCACGGCGGCGCCCCGUCGCCCGCCGCCGCCGCCCUGCUGCCGCUGUCGCUGCUGGGCCCAGGGAAGCACGAGCUGACGGGGCUGCCGCACCACCUGCCCGCCUCCGCCGCGCUGCACCCCGUGCACCCCGACGUCAAGCUGCAGCGGCUGCCCUUCUACGACCUGCUGGACGAGCUCAUCAAGCCCACCAGUCUAGCGUCCGACAGCAGCCAGAGAUUUCAGGAGACGUGUUUUGCGUUUGCCUUGACGCCGCAGCAGGUCCAGCAGAUCAGCAGCUCCAUGGACAUCUCCGGGAACAAGUGCGACUUCUCGGUUCAGGUCCAGCUGCGGUUCUGCCUGUCGGAGACCAGCUGUCCUCAGGAAGACCACUUCCCCCCCAAUCUGUGUGUGAAGGUCAACGGGAAGCCGUGCAACCUGCCGGGUUAUCUCCCUCCAACCAAAAACGGCGUGGAGCCCAAGCGGCCGAGCCGGCCCAUCAACAUUACCUCACUGGUCCGACUGUCCACCACCGUCCCCAACACCAUCGUGGUGUCCUGGACCGCCGAGAUCGGACGGAGCUACUCCAUGGCGGUGUACCUGGUCAAGCAGCAGUCGUCCACAGUUCUCCUGCAGAGACUUCGAGCUAAAGGCAUCAGGAACCCCGACCACUCCAGAGCGCUCAUCAAAGAGAAGCUGACAGCAGACCCAGACAGUGAGAUCGCCACAACCAGCCUGCGGGUGUCGCUGCUCUGCCCGCUGGGGAAGAUGCGGCUGACGAUCCCCUGCCGGGCGCUCACCUGCUCCCACCUGCAGUGUUUCGAUGCCACACUUUACAUCCAGAUGAACGAGAAGAAGCCGACCUGGGUCUGUCCGGUCUGCGACAAGAAGGCUCCGUACGAGCACCUCAUCAUCGACGGGCUGUUCGUAGAGAUCCUCAACAGCUGUCUGGACUGCGAUGAGAUCCAGUUCAAAGAGGACGGGAACUGGUCGCCCAUGAGGUCCAAGAAGGAGGUGCAGGAGGUGUCGUCUGCCGCGUACAACAACGGGCUGGACGGUUCGUGUCGGACGCCGUCCGGCUCGGAGCAGUGCAGCUCGUCGUCGUCUCACGGCGGAGGAGCCAGCAGCAGUAAGAAGGUGGAGGUGAUCGACCUGACGCUGGACAGCUCCUCGGACGAGGAGGAGCUGGACUCCCCGCCUCCCCCGCCUCCCCCGCCGCCUCCCCCCGUCAAGAGGGCGUGUCCGUCUCUGUCCCCGACGUCGCCGCCCGUCAUCAACAAAGGGGUGUUGAACCUUCACCACCAGGCGUCCCCCGUGAGCCGGACCCCCAGCAUGCCCGCCAUGGACACCAGCUACAUCCCCCCCGUGCCCCCCCUCAUCCAGGACUACAGACCCUACUACCACACGCCCAAUGACCUGUCAGAGUUGAACUUCUUCUCUUUCCUUCAAGGAGACAAUCAUCAGCAUUACAACAUGGUCAUGGCAGCGGCGGCCGCCGCCUCGGCCUCAGACGACCACGAGCUGCUGCUGAACCGCUUCCUGCCGUACAGCGCCUCGUCCUCGGCCUCCCAGCUUUUCCUGGACCAGUCGGCGGCGUCCUCGGGCGCCUCGCUCGCCAUGCCCACCAACGGCACCGCCAACCCAGGCAGCGGCAGCAGCAGCCUGCGCGACUCGCACUCCGCCCACUCCACACACUCCACACACUCCUCGCACACACUCCCCGGGGCGGCGGCCGGCCGCGGCGGCUCCGAGGCGGCGGCAGUGGCGGCGGCCAUCUACGGCGGGAUCCCCGACGUCAUCUCGUUGGACUGACCCGAGGUGGGCGGAGCCUGCGCUCUGACAUGCGCUGACCCCUGACCUUUGACCCCCAGGGACGGUACCCUGACUUCGAAACCCGCCCAGCAUGUGAACCCUCAGUCCUGCUGUCCCGGUCCUGGUCCUGGUCCCGGUCCUGGUCCCGGUCCAGUACCACACUGGCACACAGCGAAGUUGCUACCUGAGCAGAAGGAGCGGCGCCGAGAACAGAGAACAAAAUCUAUUUUCUCUUUUACUUUUCUAAACAGGACGAUUGGUCGACUCGUCUCGCUCGCCCUGGACGCUUCUCAGUCUCUCUCUCUCUCUCUCUCUCUCUCUCUCUCUCUCUCUCUCUCCUGAUUCAUUCCUUUUUGAUUGGCAGUUUCUUCAUGUGCUUUUAAUUUUAUUUCGCUCUUAAGUUAUGUACGAUAUUUAAACUGUUUUAAAUAUAUAAUAUAUAAAUAUAUGCAUUCCCUUUGACCUUCAGGUUCACGCUGCAGUGCAGAGGGCGUGCGAGGGCGAGCCCCACGUUAGCAUCUUCAAUGCUAAGUGUCCUUUAGUUCAGACAUUUCCUCCAGCUCGCUCACCAAACACCCGGUUUGUUCCCCACGCUCCUCUCGACGCUCUGGUUCCGCCGCCGGGAUCCUGGCGUCCGUCGAGGAUCUGAACUCCUCUAAAAGUCUGGUUCGGAUUCUGGUCUCGCUCGGGCCUUGUUUCCACGGCAACGAUUCCAAGUGAAGAAACUACACCCGUGGCUGUGUUUUGAGCUUCGGUUUGCACGGCGGCGGCGCUCGGAGCCACUGGAAACGCCGUUUGUGGAACUUCUUGGAAAUGCUCGGGCUCUGUUACCAUGGAAACGGGCAGAAACAACAGUGUCUGAAACGUUGCUGCUGGAUCCACGGCCCACGUAAAUAGCUGCUCUGCACAUGCAGGGACAGUGGUCUGUCUCGUUCCAGUCCAGAUCCUCCUGGCCCUGGUUCCAGUCCAGAUCCUCCUGGUCCUGGUUCCAGUCCAGAUCCUCCUGGUCCUGGUUCCAGUCCAGAUCCUCCUGGUCCUGGUAGUUUUAGAGCUGACAGUGUUGUGUCCACAUGAUCGUCCAGGUUCUCCAUUGUUAAAGUUUAUGGUGUUUUCUUCUCUCUGGCUUCAUGAGGAAACCCAGCAGCACCACCUAGUGGUCCACCAUGGAGACUCCCUGGUGUGGUUUUGCAGUGCGGUUGCACGGCUUUCUGGGAAACGCUGAGCGUUUCCUCUAGAAUCGUUCUGGAAUCUGAGGAUCGGUCAACACUCAUGAAGUUCGUCCGUCGCCUCCGGAGGCUCAGCAGUGUCUGGAAACGUCUCUCUUGAGACGUGGUCCGGUUGUCCUGCGGGGACAUCUCGUCCUCCCUCGUGUGUCGGAACAGUCCUGGUUCCACGUCCAGCUGAGAGGUUGAAGAACCAGAUCCGUCCUUCUGUGGGCCUGUUUCUGCUUCCUGUUGGGAUGCAGUGACACCUGCUGGUCAGUCAUGGUACUUCCUGAUGCGUUGUGAUCGGUUCUGCCGUUUGGUUCUCCGUCCUCAGGACCGGGUUGGUUCAAGUGAAAACCUGGUUCUUGGUUUCUGUUCCAGAAGAGUUUCCUGUUUAUAUGGAAGUGGAAAAAAAAAACAAAACAAAACACUGAAAAACAGUGUGAUUAGCAUGUCAGGAUGCGAGUUAGAACCGAAACACACACACACACACACACACACACACACACACACACACUCACUCUGGGAGAACAGGGACGGACCGCCUCUUGGCCACAGAGCCCCAGUGUUUCACAACGUUCCACGUUGGGAACUGUUUUAAAAAAGUUGUGUUUUCAGUAUCUCUGAGCGCCGUUGCCAUGGAAACAGACUGUGGAUACUUGAAAUCGUUGUCGUGUGAGCGAGGCCUCGAGUUCCUGAAGGAGCAGAUUGAUGAAGGUCUGGGUUCUUUCGCGCCUUCACUUCCUUUACGUCUCGUUUGAAAUCAGAAAGACAUCAGGGUUUCCUCAGUCCGCCUGACGGCCCCCGAGCCAGGCAGCAGGUGAGGUUUGAAUCCUGUGAGGUGUUUCAGGCCUGCAGGGUCUGGUGGGGGGGGGGGGGGCUCUGAUCCAGCAGAAGGACCGGACCGGACCGGCCGGCCUCCGCUCUGCUCACUGCUGAAACUCAAAAAGGGAAAAUGUGUAAAUUGUGUUUGAACGUGAGCGUUCACGUCCGUGUGUCUGCGUCUGCGCGCCGAGCGAGAGAAUAAAGUUAUUUAUAUAUUUUUUAGAAAAGGAAAGUGUACUAUAAAUUAAAGAAAAAAAACAAAGAAGCCUUGACUGUGGCCAAUGAGGAGGUCUGAGAUCUGCACUCACUGCCUUAAACACUCCCGGUCCGAGGAGCGACGGUGUACAGCAGGCCGAGUGGAGAGUAUUUAUUACCUGCAUCGGAAGACAUUGUUUACUUCUUGAAUGUUUCCUGUUUAUGUAGAAAAGUUUAGAUGUAAUAAAAUGCAUUCUGCUA
Molecule: messenger RNA, 4593 nt
Organism: Salarias fasciatus (jewelled blenny)
Lineage: Eukaryota; Metazoa; Chordata; Actinopteri; Blenniiformes; Blenniidae
Product: E3 SUMO-protein ligase PIAS1-like
Exons: 13
Coding region: 2-2107 (701 amino acids)
Biological process (GO): protein sumoylation; regulation of transcription by RNA polymerase II
Cellular component (GO): chromatin
Molecular function (GO): transcription coregulator activity; SUMO ligase activity; zinc ion binding
Source: RefSeq, a predicted model, not a curated record